CAGUGAAUUGACGGGCGACGGCUCUCGUCAGUUUGAAUUUAUACCUUGCGCAGUUAGAACGUCUAAAUGUGAAUAAGCACUGGUGUAUUUUUGUAAUUGAAUUAAAAAUAUAAAUAUUCUGUAUUAUCUUUCAAAAAGACUUCUUGAAAACCAUGGCUAAGGUAAUAUUUGAAGUUCCAAUAAAUCCUAACAGCGGGAAGGCUUUCAGUUUGGAAAAACGAUAAUUUGCAUCGCGAACAUCAGACCACCCUGUGACAUUGCGUCACAGUUCUUGAAAAUAUUAGACGGCUGUCAAUGUCAAAAAUCAAUACAUUCACGCACACAUAGAACGACGUAGCAGCGCGAAAUUUACUGAUCGGCGAUCGCUGAAAAACUAAGUACCGUGUAAUAAUUAAUUUUUGUUAUUCAAGAAAACAGUUUUACUUUAAAAUGAUUGGCAUAGGGAAAAUAUUAAGAAAUUGCUAUCAGUUAAAAACACAAAUGUUUGUGAGGCGUUAUGUUCGCGAGUGCGAGAAACUGCAGAUGUGCGGGAGCGAGGAAGAGAUGCGUGAAGUGGCUGGAAGGAUCUGUCGAAACUACCUCCACGGCGCCUGGAAAACUGUAGACCCAAGAGACCUAGACUUUAAAAGGAUUAGCGGAGGUCUGUCCAACUUCUUGUACUACGUCGCUCUCCCGGAUUCGCGGGCCACGUACCGCGAUGCGCCGCAGGACCGCAUCAAGACGCUUAGCGAACACUCUUUCUUGCUAGACGAGCCCAAAAAGGUGUUGCUGCGUAUUUACGGCCAAGUGCACGGCGAGCGGGCCAUGGAUGCGAUCGUAACCGAAUCUGUGAUAUUCACUUUGCUGUCCGAGCGGCGUCUCGGACCCAAACUGCACGGGGUGUUCUCAGGGGGACGCAUCGAGGCAUACAUUCCGGCGCGAUCUCUCCUCACUAAAGAGCUAUCGGAGCCAGCCCUGUCCAUGAAGAUAGCGGAGAAGAUGGCGGCCAUACACUCCAUGGAGGUACCGCUGUCUAAGGAACCCAACUGGCUGUGGAAGACCAUGUCUAAGUGGCUGCGGACCGCAAGAGAAGAACGGUUCACGGUGCACGAUCUGAAAGGCGAGGAACGCAAAAUUAUGGAGCGUCUCCGCUCAGUCGACUGGGACGCGGAAAUCGAGUGGGUUCGGAAGCUGACCAACACCGUCAACUCUCCCGUCGUCUUCUGCCACAACGACAUGCAAGAGGGAAACGUGCUCCUGGUCGAAGAAGAGACGAGCGCGGAAGAAGAGGAAGGAGCGCUAGUGCAGACCUAUCCCCUGGAAGAUUCGAGCGACUCGGUGUCUUCGAGCCUGUCGGACAUCGGCGAGCCGCGGCUGAUGCUCAUCGACUUCGAGUACUGCGCCUACAACCAUCGCGCCUUCGACAUCGCCAACCACUUUCAGGAGUGGAGCUACGACUACAGCAACUCCCAGCAUCCCUUCUACUUCGAGUUUCUGGACCAGGAACCCACGCUCGAGCAGAAGGAGAUCUUCAUAAAGGAGUACCUGAAGGCCUACCGCAGCGGCUGGGCGAGGGCCAGCGGGGGCCCGGAGGCGGAGGCGCCGACCGUGGACGACGUCAACCAGCUGCUGGGCGAGGUGGACGCCUUUCAGCCCGUGAGCGACCUCUUCUGGAGUCUCUGGUCGAUCGUCAACGCCUCCAAAAGCCAGAUACCGUUCGGGUACUGGGAGUUCGCGCUUUCCCGUCUGGAGACCUACCUGCGGCUGAAGCGGGAGCUGAUCAAAAAGGAGAAGUGCGGUCUCCCUCACAAGAGGAAAAUCUGCGAGGUGGACAUAUGAGCCGGCGCCGGACACACGUGACACGCGGUCGCGUCCACCUGAAGGUUCUCAGCGAGACGUUCUUUUAAUCAUAUUAUUAGUUAGCGAGAGACGCCCCUCCGCCGGCAGAUUCCUAUUUAGUCAUACGAAAGGUCGAUCCCGAAUAGAAAAUGCACAAAUAAAUACAUAGACUAUUUCCGGAUUAGAAACUUACAUUCGAUAAAACUGUCGAACGUCACAUUUGCUAUUAAAUAUAUUUAUCGUGAAUAUUUAUUUUCCGAAAAUUUAAAAAUUAAUUAACAUACUUAAAAAUGACCGAAAACGAAUUGACCGAGAGCUCACCUUCACCCCUAUACAUGUAAAUAGUGUAGAUGUUGUAUUGUCGUGUACAUUUUGUAUUAAAAAUUAUUCGUAAAAGACGAACCAAUCGUAUUACCCUGUCUCGACUAAAGCGAGCCUUUCUCCGCAAUUGCGUUCGUGCCUACGAAAAGAGCCAGGCGGUGGGAACCGGUAAGAAACAAUUGUAAAAAGACUGAAUGAGACGGUUACUUCCUUUUCUCUGGUUCGUUUGCUCGACGACCUACAAAGGAAUUGAAUAAAUGUAAAUCGUUCGUCGAACAAAUAAACUAAAGUAAGUUUUGUUAAGUUGUAAAUAAAUUAUUCCUAAACGUGUGACGUCAGUAUGAGACGUUUUAGGCUUUAGCCUGGCUUCGUCCCUCGCUCGAAAUUGGGUAAAUCGAUUUAUUUAUUAAACGUUUUCAAAUCGGAGAACACUAGUAGAGAGAUUUUACAAUUAUUAAACGAAAUAUUGUAUUCUUCGCUUGAAAUUAAUAAAGUUUUGACACGUUGUCGAUAUAAAAAUAUAUACAUAAAGGAAGGAGGCUAAAGGGAUUUGACUGAUGUGCGAACGGACCUCAGUCCGCGCAGUUUGGGUCCAAAGCGCCAACUCGAAUAUGAGACGCACCGAUGGCUAUUACUUAACACUUAAUCGAUGUGAGAUGGGCGCCUAUAGGGCUUCGCCGCAUUUGUUAAUUUCAAUAUUUUAUGAAACAGUCGAGCUGAAUCAUUAUAGUCGUAUCAAUUGUUUAUCCGACAUUCCUGUAAAUAAAUUAUACUGAGUCGUUAACGCUGUUAUAAUAUAUAAGGUAAGUAUUAUCCAGUAUAAAAGCUAAUAUUCCGCUUAAGCGUAUUUGCCCUUUCUCCGUUUACUGGUGUAUAUACAAGUGACGGAUGUCCACGAAGAGAACGUUAGUCGUUCGAUGCGAAUAGGUAAUAUAUUAUAGGUUGUAAUACUCCACGGAUCUUGAAUGUUUUACUUUACCGCUUUAAAAUAUUAAACCUCUCGACCUGCAUAGUGCAUACCCAAGUGCACACACUUACAACUAGAUCAUAUUUUGAGUACUUAUAUAAUACAAUUAUUUAUAUUGUUUUAUUUAUUAAUUUAAAUGUGUAAUACGGAUGAUAAUUGUGAUGUUCUAAAUAAACUUUAUUUUUUAGCGACGUCAUUCAUUGGUACUUAAUCACGACUUUCAAUGGUGAUGUAAAAUUAUCUCUAUCGUAAAUUUCGAAAUAUACACUGGGUACCUAUAGUAAAUAGGCCACUCGCCGAACAGAACUUUAUUUGUCCUCGUUUACCGAUGUCUUGUAUGUUUAUAAUACGACGACGACGCACAGUCCACAAAGCUAACAUUAAAACAAUAUAUUAACAAAAUUAGCUUUUUGUCAUUUUAAGAUUUUCUGUGAUUUCGAUUUUAUUUAAUUAUAUUAAUCUGAUAUUAUGUUUUGAUGAAUUGUGAAGGUACAAAGUGAGAAUAUAGACAUAAUAAUACUAUUGUGAUGUAUGAAGGACAUUUUGUAUUUAGUGCUGGAUUUUAAUAAAUUGUUUUAAAUAUU
Messenger RNA from Pieris napi, 3690 nucleotides. Its product is annotated as choline/ethanolamine kinase. Lineage: Eukaryota; Metazoa; Arthropoda; Insecta; Lepidoptera; Pieridae. Gene Ontology annotation, biological process: CDP-choline pathway; phosphatidylethanolamine biosynthetic process. The transcript has 9 exons. Gene Ontology annotation, molecular function: choline kinase activity; ethanolamine kinase activity. The record is from RefSeq and is a predicted model, not a curated record. Gene Ontology annotation, cellular component: cytoplasm. Bases 430 to 1818 code for a protein of 462 amino acids.